Messenger RNA from Microthlaspi erraticum, 2619 nucleotides. The record is from the annotation of a GenBank genome assembly. NCBI's taxonomy places the organism in Eukaryota, Viridiplantae, Streptophyta, Magnoliopsida, Brassicales, Brassicaceae.
AUGGCUGAAAGAUUGGUUACACUGUUGUGUUACUGGAAUGGAUGUGUAAAGUAUGGUCCUGAUGGCGUUUACUACGAAGGAUCAACUUCUGAGAAGAUCAGAGCUAAGCGGAAGACUGAGCUAAGCAAAUUGUUGGAUGGGCUUUAUCUACUGACUGGUUUAGAUAAGCAGAGAUCAAAGCUUGACAUAUUUGGCAAGUACCCUGUUGCUGUUUCACCCAAUCUGUAUACGUAUGUACAUCUUCCCGUAGUGAACGACACUACUUUGGAGACAAUGCUUGAGGUUCCAAGCAAACACCCUUCUAUCAACACUGUGGAACUGUAUUUGGAAGUUAAUUCAACAUGUGAUGAUGCUAUUGAUCCUCUCGCUGCUUGUUCAUCGAAGAGGCAGAGAACCCAACCUCCUGUUGUUAAAUUGGAGAGAGAUAAGGGGUUUGAAGUUGAGGGAGUGGACAACACUUACAAAAGGAUUGAAGGCGAGGCAAAUGGUAGCACUCAUGGAGAUGGAGAAAUGGCGCAGGGUGUUAACGGCAAUGCCAACAAGGAUAUAAAUGUGCCAGGCCUAGAGACGGCAGCAAAUGCAUGUUUGAAUAACGGUGUCGGUUCAAGCGCUUCAAACCCGUCUUCUCUAUCCAGUUUGUGGGUCGAUGAUCAUGAUUUGCGAGUAGGGUUGCGUUUCAAGGAUAGAGAUGAGCUGAAGAAGGCGGUGGAAUGGUGCUCCAUUAGAGGACAGCAAAAGUGUCUUGUACAAGAGACUGGGAAGGACGAGUGUAUGUUUAAAUGCAUCAGAUGGAAAUGCAGUUGGUCUCUUUAUGCAGCUACAAGGGAAGAACAUGGGGAAUGUUUUGAGAUAACCAAGUAUACUGGUCCACACACUUGUUCUCCUAUAGCGCCAGAGAGUUUCAACGUGGAACUUGCAGCAGAGGAGAUUGAAUCUCUGAUCAGGGUACAGCCUACGCUGACAAUCGCAGAGUUGAAGAAAGGGUGGCUUGACAAAUUCGGCUACAAGCAUGAUACUACAGAGAUGAAGGCAGCAAAACAAGAAGCGAUAAAAAAAGUAUAUGGAGAUUGGGACCAGAGUUUCAGAUUGUUGCCUAAAUUAAUGGUUGCCUUUCACUCAUCUAACGAGCUAGCUGUGGACUGGCAGUAUGAUCCUUUUCCUUAUCCUGAAUUCGCAUCCUUUCGUAGUGUGUUUUGUGCGUUUUCGCAGUCCAUUCAAGGCUUCCCACACUGCAGACCUGUGAUCAUAGUGGACACUAAAGACUUGAACGGUAAGUACCCUAUGAAACUGAUGGUUGCCUUGGGACUCGACGCUGACGAUUGCUAUUUCCCGCUUGCCUUUGCGGUUACCAAACAAGUGUCCAUUGAUAGUUGGCGUUGGUUUCUCAGUAGAAUCAGAGAGAAGGUUACACAAAGGAAAGGUCUUUGUUUGAUUUCCAGUCCCCACCCGGACAUAGUAGCUGUCGUUAACGAACCAGGGUCUCUUUGGAAAGAACCGUGGGCUUAUCACAGGUUCUGUCUGGAUCAUGUGCGCUCUCAGUUCCGUGGCGUUUUUAAAGACGACGACCUGGACAGCCUUGUGGAGCAGGCUGGUUCGACGACUCGGCAGGAUGAGUUUGAUUCCUACAUGGACAUUAUUAAAAAGGAGAACUCAGAAGCUUGGCAAUGGUUAGACAAAAUGGCUCCACAUCAGUGGGCGCUUGCUCAUGACGGUGGUCGGAGAUACGGAUACAUGAUUACAGAUGUAGAGCGUUUGUUUUCAGUUUGUGAAAGCAUUCAGUCUCUUGGUCUUGGUCUUCCAGUGACAGCGGCUGCAUUGCUUCUGUUUGAUGACCUGAGAUUAGAUUUUCAAACCGGUCUUAGUAAUAGCCUUGGUAGGCUUAAACGCGGAGAUAUGUACACAAAACCUGUCAUGGACAAGCUCAAAGAGUUCACGACAGCCUCUAUUACAUACGUUGUAAUGCCGUUAGACAACAAUGCGUUUCAGGUCACAACACCUUUGCAAAAGAAUGGAUGGAUCGUUCGGCUGAGCGACUACACGUGCACGUGUGGGGAGUUUCAGUCAGAGAAGAUUCCAUGUCUGCACGCUCUAGCAGUCUGCGAGAAGCUGAAGAUCAACCCUUUGCAAUAUGUAGAUGACUAUUACACUAUUGAACGACUGUACAAGACGUACUCCGCCUCAUUUUCUCCCAUUCCUGAAGUAUCAGCUUGGCCGGAAGCUUCUGGAGUUCCGACAUUGUUUCCUCCGGUCAUUCUGCCACCGCCACCUCAGACUGGUGUAUCAGGAAAACGGAAGAAGAGUGAUACAAGUCCAAAGAGCAACACUGAGAAACCUACCAAGGAGCAGUCAAAAUCUGCAGCAAAAGAGAAACCAGUAAAAGGCAAAGGAAAAGGCGAAACCAAGAAGCCUCCUCUUAGUGAUGCAGAGCUGAAACUUGCAGUUAUCAAUAUCUUGAAAAAGAUGGACAGGACAGCAAGCUUCGCUGACAUCAUCAAGAGACUUGGUGACAAGUUCAAAACCGAUCUCAACCCAAGAAAGUCAUCUAUAAAGCAAAUGAUCCAAGAUGAGCUCACUAAGGUUACAGAAGAAGCCGGUGAUGAGGAUAAGGAAGCAGAAUAA